This is a messenger RNA of Spinacia oleracea (spinach), 2483 nucleotides long. RefSeq lists its product as uncharacterized. The transcript is spliced from 5 exons. Bases 530 to 2290 code for a protein of 586 amino acids. Gene Ontology annotation, cellular component: membrane. The record is from RefSeq and is a predicted model, not a curated record. NCBI's taxonomy places the organism in Eukaryota, Viridiplantae, Streptophyta, Magnoliopsida, Caryophyllales, Amaranthaceae. Gene Ontology annotation, molecular function: protein binding.
GAUGGAAAGUGGAUACAUUGCAACAAGGACUAGAAUACAGAAUUUGGUAACCUUCUCCGCAAGAAUAUAACUUUCUGGAUAGAUUACAAAUAAAAUAAAUCCAAGCUUAUCUUCUCAUCUUGGUUUUCGUUAACAAACUAUUGUUUGCAGUUCCUUUUAUUACAUGAUCAGUAGUACUAUAUCUACAUAUAUUUUAAAAACUUUUUUUACUGAUGCUGUAAAGGUACCAAGGCAUUCUGCUUUUGGGGCAGAAAUGGCCUUCAUGUACAUGGAAUGGAAUUACAGAAACUUUAAACAAAGACAAAGAAAACAAAACAUGGUUUGUGAGUCAAGUGCUUUUCCUGCGCCAUUUAUCAGAAGGAAAUUUCGCCGAGCUUUCGGGAAGUUUAAGCUUCUGUAGUAUGUAGUAGUAAUUAGCAUGUCAUAUAUAUGUGUAAGGGUAGCUUCAACCUAAGCAGCCUACAAUCUGUUGAUCAGCUUUUCCCAUCCAAAACUAAAGUUAGUUCAUAGCCUUAAAAGGUGUACUUCGAUGGCGCCCCCCGAUCGAAAUGAUCUGGAACUUGGUAUCAGACAUGAUAUACAUCAAUCUCAACCACUGCCUUCUUCUGAUGCCGGCCAACACUUCCAAGAUUACCAUCUAUGUCUACAAAAAGCUUGCCUCCGUGGUGAUUGGAAAGCUGCUGAACAAAUCCAUGCAAAACAUUCUGAUUGCUUCCAUGAGAAAAUUUCGAGAAAGGGUGAUACUGCUCUGCAUAUAGCAGCAGCUGCGGGGCGCUAUAGUUUCGUGAAGCAAUUACUAGCGUACGCCCUAUCAACUGGCCAACAAUUGGAUUUGCGGCUGCCUAAUGAUGAAGGAAAUACCGCCUUCUUUUUGGCUGCUGCAUCGGGUGUGGUCGAUAUCGUGGAGGAGAUGCAAGUUCUUAACCGAAAUCUGGCCAACAUUCCUGGUAGCAAAGGAAUGAAACCAAUUCAAAUUGCUGUCUUGCAAGGCCAUGAGAAAAUGGUCAAUCAUCUCAUGCCUGAUUGUUUUGGACAUUUAUCCAACGAGGAACGCACCGAUCUACUUAUUGCUACCCUCGAAAAAGAUCUUUACGAUGUGGCCUUGAAGAUCUUAAAAGAAGAUGGAGACGAUGGAUUAGCCACUAGACGGAAUGGAAACUCACUUACGCCAUUACACGUCUUGGCUAGAAAGACCCAAACGGAGAGCCAUAGUCACCUCAACUACAAUUGGAACCCGUUGAGGAAGCAGAACCAAGAUCAUCGCAAACAUGAACUUGUUGAGCACCUAUGGAAAAGAGUCAUAGAAACCAGAAAUCAUCAGAAAAUCUCCGAUAUGUUAUCAUUCCCUCAGCCUGAACUGCUCUUUGUUGCGAUACAGAUGGGAAACUACGAGUUUGUCACAACCCUCAUCCGGCAUUACCCAGAUCUAAUAUGGGAAAAGGACCAUAAGAGUAGAACCAUAUUUCACGCUGCUGUUGAGUACCGUCAAGAGAAGAUCUUUAGUCAUAUUUUCCAAUUAGAAGGUAUUAGGCAUUUGCUUACCGCUUACACGAAUCCUUUCAAUGGAAACAACAUUCUUCACUUAGCUGCCUCCUUACCAGAGCCUGAUAUACUUGAUAGCGCGUCUGGUGCAGCUCUUCAAAUGCAGCGAGAACUCCUAUGGUUUCAGGCAGUUGAAAGUAUAGUACCGCGUCAAUAUGCCCAUUCUGAAAAUUCUAUCUUAACGCAAAUAAGUGACACAGAGGCAGUGGAAAGCAAGGAAACGCCACGAGAGAUGUUCAACAGAGAACAUGCACAGUUACGUAUAGAAGGGGAGAAUUGGAUGCGAAAGACCUCGACUUCAUGUAUGGUGGUAGCAGCUCUUGUCGCGACCAUAGUUUUUCAAGCAAUCUUUCAGCCACCGAACAAAGGAAACAAUGAGAAACUCUUUUGGGUGUUUGUUAUCUCAGAUGCAUUCUCUUUGUUAUCGUCAACUGCAUCAAUAUUAACAUUUCUUUCAAUUCUGACAUCAACGUACGCGGAAGAGGAUUUCUUAGUAUCACUACCAUUGAAAUUGAUGGUUGGUCUUGCUAUGCUUCUCUUCUCCAUAUUGACAAUACUACUAGUUUUUACUAUAUCUAUCAUUAUCCUUUUGCCUUACAAAUCGGUGUGGAUUAUUGUUGCUGUGUUUGCUUGGUUCACCGGCGUUGUCUACAUCCGUCUGCAUUUUCCGUUGUUGGUUGUUGUUUAUCGGUCUACUUUCGGAACUAAGUAUCUUUUCCGUCCUCAACAUGAGCUAUUCCGGGAUUAGUGUAGAACAAACUCGAUCUUAUGAUGAAUACUGUUUAAUUUCUAGGAGUACUUGCGUGUGUAUGUAUAAAUGUAGUCAACUUUUCUCGACCUGUAUAUAUUGUGAUUUAUAAUAUAAAUUUAGGAAGACUUUUCAAUGACUACCAUUUAUGGUAGCCACCAUAUUAAAAUGAAUCUCAAUCCUUUAUCUUUGU